AUGUCAAAAAAUAUUUUUGGUUAGAUUAAUGCUGUGAAUUUUUAAAACAAAAUAUAUUGCUUAAAUACUAAUCACUUGCUCUGUGAUACUAAUUAGUUAUUACUACUUACCCUAAACAUAUACAUUUUAUGGUCCUCGAUUAUAUUGAUGUAUUUACACAAGAUUUUAAGCCUAUAUGGCCUAAAGAAUGACUGGGACUGGAUACAUAAAUUUCAUAUUUUAAAUUCAAAUUUAUACAAACUGCAUUAAUGAUGCUUAAAUCUCCUGUUAUAUUGUUUUUUAAGCAAUCUCUAUUUCAACUACAUAGCACAGUAGUUCCUUAUAGAAUAAAAGUUAAUACUCGGCAGUGUGAUCUAUUAAAAGUUUUACAAAGAAGUCUAUUAUCAUCUAAAACUACUGAUACGUUGAGUGAACAUACAAAAGCAGACUUUAUUUCUGAGAAAACAAAACUCAUAUCAAAGCUGAACUUUCAGUCAGAAAAACAUGCAGAACCAUUUUAUAAAUUACCGAUUAAUGCAUUGUCUACUAUUUAUAAAACCACUAAGAGAGAUGAAAAAAAUGGAUAUUGCCGAAAUAGACUGUACUAUAUCUCUUCACAAAUAAAGUGCCCCCCUGCAAUGUUGAGUGAACGCAUAGCAAAAAGAAAUUUUAUUUAUACCUUGUCAUUUGAAUGGAUACAAAGCUCAUUAAAAGUUCUGUUAGACAUGGGCGUUUCUCCUGACCGAAUUAUGAGAGAUUUAUGGGUUUUAAAAUAUCACCAUAAAACUAUAGCAGAAAGGUUACAGAAGAUAAAAGACAUGGGUAUAGAUCCAGUGUACCCAUGGAUGGUAAGGUGCUCAGAGGAAAUUCUAAAUAGGUAUGUCGAAAUAUAUCAAGAAACAAAAUCAAUUUUGGGAAAUGAUAAAUCAAUAAAAGUGUAUAUAGCUAAAAGAUUAAACACAAAUUUAGAUGUUGUUGAGGAAAUGUAUGUCAAAGCUCCUGCUUUAGAACGAAUUAGAGUUAGCAAGGUAAAGAAUUUUUUCGAUUUUCUCUUCAGUGAAGGAUUUACUACUGAAGAUAUUAUCAGUAAACCAAGAGUAUUAGCAGCUUCACAAAAAACUGUACAAGAAAGGUUAGAAAAGCUAAGAAAUUUGGGUCUUAGAGAAAUAAACUUGAAUAUUCUCUGCAGGAGUAGAAAAGGAUUCAAAAAAUAUUACGAAAGUUUACAAUCUGCAUCACGGGAAAAAUUAAACACUUCUCUUAGUUUAAAAUGAUUAAACAUAAAACAGGUGUAUCUCAAAUUAUUUUCUAUUUGUUUUACAUUUCAGUUAUUUAUGUUUUGAA
This is a messenger RNA of Colias croceus (clouded yellow), 1323 nucleotides long. It is a transcript of the gene mTTF, whose product is annotated as transcription termination factor, mitochondrial. Gene Ontology annotation, molecular function: double-stranded DNA binding. Bases 249 to 1253 code for a protein of 334 amino acids. Gene Ontology annotation, biological process: regulation of DNA-templated transcription; termination of mitochondrial transcription. The transcript is spliced from 6 exons. Lineage: Eukaryota; Metazoa; Arthropoda; Insecta; Lepidoptera; Pieridae. Gene Ontology annotation, cellular component: mitochondrial matrix. The record is from RefSeq and is a predicted model, not a curated record.